Messenger RNA from Salvelinus sp. IW2-2015, 657 nucleotides. Its product is annotated as adhesion G protein-coupled receptor F4-like. The record is from RefSeq and is a predicted model, not a curated record. Gene Ontology annotation, cellular component: membrane. Gene Ontology annotation, biological process: cell surface receptor signaling pathway; adenylate cyclase-activating G protein-coupled receptor signaling pathway. Gene Ontology annotation, molecular function: G protein-coupled receptor activity. Lineage: Eukaryota; Metazoa; Chordata; Actinopteri; Salmoniformes; Salmonidae.
UGUGACCAGUGUUCCUCCAAUGGGUCCUGUGAUGAGAUCGUUGAUGGGAAAAUAUGUGGAUGUCUCAAUGACUAUCCUUCUGAUGGAAAGUUCUGUCAGCCAAUCACAAAUCUUACUGCUUGUCCAAGUCCAACUACUACAGCAGAGCCAUCAACCAUUUCUGGCAGAAUUAUUGAAAUUGAGUUGGACAUGACAGAUAUUUCAGUUACAUUGAUAGAUGUACUUAGGGCCAGUGUGAGUGGCCUGACCUACCCUGUCCUGAUCUCCAAUGUGUUAAAUGUAACGGACGUGAACUUCACUACUGCAUGCUACCCAAACAACACAUGCAGAUGUGAGGAUCAGUAUGGUUGGUCAUGUGACCAGUGUCUCUCUUAUGGGUCCUGUGACAACAUCACUGAUGACUCCUGUGGAUGUAUCAAAGCCAUUCCCCCUUAUGGACCGUUUUGUCAGCCAAUCACAAAUCUGACGGCUUGUCCAACACCAUCUCCAACACCAGAAAACACAMUGAACCUACAAUUUACUAUGGCUAUCACAUUUGACUCUAACUUCAAUGAUGAAAAUAAUGCAAUGUUCAAAGAUAUUGAUCAAACUAUCAAAGUCAUAUAUAAAAGAAACAUGCAAGGCUUCAUAUCAGCAAAGUUAAAUAGGUUAAAGUAA